Molecule: messenger RNA, 1512 nt
Organism: Macrosiphum euphorbiae (potato aphid)
Lineage: Eukaryota; Metazoa; Arthropoda; Insecta; Hemiptera; Aphididae
Source: the annotation of a GenBank genome assembly
AUGAGUCAAUUGUUAAAUAUACCAGAAUCAUAUAAAGACAUCACAACUGCUGCUAUAAAAGGAAUAGUAGGAUGUGAUAAUGAUACGGUGAUCUGUACAACGGACAAAAAGCUUAUGACUUUUUUCAAAGGAUGUCUGAUGAAAAAUUGUAAUGUGGAGAUUGAAGUUAAACAUUUAGAACCAUUUCUUCUAUAUAAUGAGCCUAAAAUUGAAGUUUAUUAUAUUUUACAUGGAGAUAAUAAAGUUGUAAUAGUGAAAGAAGAAACAAGUCUUAAGAUUAUCACAACAUAUUCCAAUGUGUAUGAAAUGGUUGUCCAUGAUCAUAAUAAUUCGGGAAUACCUCAACUUUAUAUGAGAACUGACAAAGGUUUUGAAUUGAUUGAUAUUUUUGAAAAUAAGGAACAAAUUAGUAGUAUACCUCAAGAAACUUCUGUUGUAUAUUCAUUUUGUGUGAACAAAUUACAACAUUUAAAAACAUUAUACGACACAGAAAGAAAUAAAAUAUCACAUAAAACUACAUCAUUUAUCAGUGCUGUACUGCAAGUAUCUAAUGAUGGUACUUCCGAUGUUAAAUUGUUAUCGAAUGUUAUAACAAAAAAUUCUUGGCUAAAAUUAUCUGAUGGAAAUCUUGUGUAUGGAUUUACUCUUCAAAACACUUCAAAAUUACCUGUAUCAAAUUUUAAUCUAAUACUAUUAGAAGACAAUACACAAAUUUGGUCAAAAUUUCGUUAUGAAUGUUGGAAAGUUGAAAAGAACAAAAGUGGUUUUAACUUUUAUAGUGGUAAUGAAAAUACUUGUAUUUUAAAUUGUAUCGAAAAAAGUGUCAUGAGUUUAAAUUCUGAAAGUUCAAUCAUAAUUACAAUUGUCAUUGAUAAUUGGAACACUAAAUCACUUCCAUAUUCUGUUCAUAGCAUGGUGUACAUAAAUAACAAAAUUGAUGAUAGGAUACAAUACAUUAAUUCUGAUAAAAUUAUGGUUACUGCAAACUUAUUCUUGGAUAAGGAAUUUGAUACAUUUGUUAAAAAUGGUAUUUUUGUUGAAGAUUUAGUGACUUUACGUUGCACUAAAUUAGUCUCAUGUUAUCGAAUUAAGAGUACUAUGUGUCAUGAAGAUCUAAGAAAUAUGAUUAUGAACAAUUUUAAGUUUGAUGUAAAACAUGAAUGGUUUGUUCAUAGUUCUUUAUCGUGGUUAAGAACAGUUAUAUGCUAUUUGGAUCCAUUAUCGCCAUUAGAGUAUAUUCUUAAAGUAUAUUCAGACUCAUUGGGAUAUACAAAAACAUUUAUUCAAAUACUGACUACAAUGUUUUCCGAGCACACUAUAAUUAAUUGUCUAGAUACUAAAGUACCAACAUAUUAUAAUAUUGAUACUGUUAUGCUAGAUUUAAAGGAACUUCGAAAUAUAUUUAAAAGAUAUUUGAAUAAACAAAUAAUAAUACCAAGAGAUCAAUGGAAUAUAACUCGUUGUAGAUUGGAAAUGAAUGAAGAUAUACUUGAUUUAAAUGAUAUUGAUUAG